Cladophialophora yegresii CBS 114405 is the source of this 375-nucleotide messenger RNA. RefSeq lists its product as uncharacterized. Gene Ontology annotation, cellular component: spliceosomal complex. The coding region runs from base 1 to 375 and encodes 124 amino acids. The record is from RefSeq and is a predicted model, not a curated record. Gene Ontology annotation, molecular function: RNA binding. The transcript has 3 exons. Gene Ontology annotation, biological process: regulation of mRNA splicing, via spliceosome; mRNA processing. NCBI's taxonomy places the organism in Eukaryota, Fungi, Ascomycota, Eurotiomycetes, Chaetothyriales, Herpotrichiellaceae.
AUGGCCACCGCCGUGGAUCAAAAGCUGCUCCGGCAGACCAAGUUCCCGCCCGAGUUCAAUCAAAAGGUCGACAUGAAGAAAGUCAACGUUGAAGUCAUGAAAAGGUGGAUUGCAGGCAAGAUCUCCGAAAUACUUGGUUCUGAGGAUGACGUGGUGAUCGAGCUAUGUUUCAAUCUGCUCGAGGGUUCGCGCUACCCCGACAUCAAAGCGCUUCAGAUCUCGCUCACCGGGUUUCUUGACAGGGACACCCCGAAAUUUUGCAAGGAGCUCUGGAAUCUGUGUUUGAGCGCUCAAUCAAACCCGCAGGGUGUCCCGAAAGAACUUCUGGAGGCUAAAAAGUUGGAACUCAUUCAAGAGAAGGUACCACACCUGUAG